AUGCAGGCCCUACUCUUGGAUAGAGCCUUUGGUAAGGUAGCACCGCUUGAGUUUGCUACGACCGUAACGGAGUCGUACUAUUCUUUACUCCAACAGAACGCACUUACACGCGUGUUUCCUCCCAAUUGUCAUACAAAUGCAGCUAUAAACAGUCUCUCGUUAGAAACGGAAGACUACCAGUACCUUUUGAGCGGAUGUGCUGAUUCUUCCAUCAAGCUCUGGGACCUAAAUUCACAACUGGAGAUAGACAAUGGUUCCAGCACCAUCCACCAGGAUUUAAACAAACAGCAUUCGGACUACGAUAUUUACGACUACGAUCAUCCGGUCCAGACUUUUACCAACAUUGCUACAGUUCCCCGGAAGUCUGCCCAUACAUUUGGUAUUUCUGCCAUUCAGUGGUGGCCGUACGAUACAGGGAUGUUUGUUCUGGCCAGUUUUGAUCACACUGUGAAAAUAUGGGAUACCAAUGAACUCACACCGGUACACUCUUUCGAUGUUACCAAUCGGGUAUAUGCCAUCGACCUCUCGGGAAGCGAGUCACCGAAUGGCUUUUCUUCCUCGGCUUUGGUAGCUGUAGGCAGUGACCAACCAUUCAUUCGGCUCUUGGACUUGCGAUCUACUUCAAGUGCCCAUACGCUCACAGGUCACAAGGGGAAGACGUUGGCUGUCAAAUGGCAUCCGCUCAAUCCUAACUUACUUCUGUCUGGAGGAUUUGACGGUGAAGUCAAGAUUUGGGAUAUCAGGCGAAGCAAGAGUUGCCUUUGCCGCUUGGAUAUGCUCCGUACCAACAAUCAAGCAGACAGUGCAGAUAAUCUUGCUAAAGCCUCGGUCAAAGCCCAUCUGGGUCCUGUCAAUGGUCUCGUCUGGAAUGAACAGGGUACAGAGCUAUAUACUGCUGGUAACGACGACAAGGUGCGAGUCUGGGACAUGAUUUCCUCUUUGGCUCCACCUAUCAAUAAAUUGGUCAACUUUGGGCCAUUGACACGAAACAAGUAUCCCCAGACUAUCCCCAUUAUGCUUAACCCCAGCUAUGAGACCGAGUUGCAGUAUUUAUUAUUUCCCUCUGAUAAUAGCGACUUGUUUGUAUUCAGAACUGUUGACGGCAAGAUGGUUUCGCGAUUAUCUAGAAAAGGCACCAAGAACAGCGGUAGGACAUGUUCUAUGGUUAAUGCAGGGCCAUUUACAGGGAAGUAUUAUUGUGGGACAAUUGAUGGAGAAAUCAUCGCCUGGUCGCCGCAUUGGGAACAGCCCAAUAUUGAGGAUUUAGUCGAGGACACGAACGAGGUGGAUGUUCAAGAUGUCUUAUCCAAGCGAAAGUUGGCUGAAGAAGCUCGACGCAACCUUGAGGACGAUCCCUACUUUAAUGGCGAACCGUAG
Scheffersomyces stipitis CBS 6054 is the source of this 1377-nucleotide messenger RNA. RefSeq lists its product as uncharacterized. The record is from RefSeq and is a predicted model, not a curated record. NCBI's taxonomy places the organism in Eukaryota, Fungi, Ascomycota, Pichiomycetes, Serinales, Debaryomycetaceae. Bases 1 to 1377 code for a protein of 458 amino acids. The transcript has a single exon. Gene Ontology annotation, biological process: protein polyubiquitination; proteasome-mediated ubiquitin-dependent protein catabolic process; transcription-coupled nucleotide-excision repair. Gene Ontology annotation, cellular component: Cul4A-RING E3 ubiquitin ligase complex; nucleotide-excision repair complex. Gene Ontology annotation, molecular function: protein binding.